CAGUAGUCAGCCAAACCAAGACAAUUCUCUGCUGGAUUUCUAGGUUUAAAAAGGAAAAGAAAAAUGAAAUACCCGACCAUUUUCGGGUACCCAACUAGCGGAUACCAGAUUGUAUGGCGGGUACCCGACCCAAAAACCGGAAACAGGAGCUGCCGACCACAACUUAUUGCAAUGAUUUUCAACUUGGCUAUAAAUGGAAUACAAUUUUCAAUUUAGUACAGCACCAAAAAGGAAGAGUUCUGAAUUUCAUAGAUAGAUGACAAUAAUGUCAGUAGUAGAAGAAGAAGAAGAGCCUGCUAGCCCAAGUGCCAGAUUAAUGCAGACACCAGGCUUCGACAUUUGUGUAUACGCAGUACUCGGUUACAUGACCGUUAUCGAUGUCGAUUUAUUCAAGAACGAGUUGGAGCUAACCCUCGUUAAACAUCCUCGUUUCUCCAGCCUCCUUAUUGAAAAGGAUAAGAAGCGCGGUAACUAUUCGUGGAAACGAACAGUAGUAGACAUUGAUAAGCACGUCUUUGUUCCGGAUUUGGAUCCGGACAUGGAAAAUCCCGAUGAAUUCGUGGAGAAUUUUACGUCGGGCCUAUCGAGAAAAACACUGGACCCCACGAAGCCGCUUUGGGAAAUCCACAUUCUAAAUGUGAAAACAUCGGAUGCAAAUUCAACGGUGAUUUUCAAGAUCGACCAUUCAAUUGGCGAUGGUGUUUCUCUCAUUUCCCUAGUCCUGGCUUGUGCCGCCAUGCAUAGCUCCGGUGGUGAUUUGUUACCUGUUCUUCCGUCUAAGAAACGAAAAACUAAUAGUAUUGGUGAUCGUAACAGUAAUAUUGGAUCGAAGAUGAAGAGGUUGUUCUUGUCUGCUUGGACAAUAUUAUUGGUUGUUUUCUACACCUUGAUUGAUUUAAUAAUGCUUUUGGCAACAAUGUUGUUUCUCAAAGACUCGAAAACUCCCAUCAAAGGAGAAAGAGGGGUCGAAAACACUCCCAAGCGAUUCGUUCAUCGGAUUCUUAAUCUUGACGAUGUUAAGCUUGUCAAGACGGCAAUGCACGUGAGCAUUAAUGAUGUUUUGAUGGGAGUAACAGAAGCUGGUCUCAGUCGGUAUCUCAAUACGAGAUACGCCACCACAGAGAAACACGAGAAAAGUAAUAACAACACUUUACCGAGAAAUCUUCGUCUGAGAGCAGGGAUUGCAUUUAACCUCAGGCCAUCACCUUCAAUUAAGGAUUUGAUCGAGGUUAUGGAUGAGAAGAAGGAAUUAAAAGGAAUGUGGGGAAAUUUGGUAGGCCUUGUCCUAAUUCCACUAACUAUUGCUUUGCAAGAUGACCCCUUAGCUUAUAUACGUAGAGCAAAGUCGAUUAUGGAUCGAAAGAAGCUAUCACUUGGACCCAAUUUUAUUUUCAUGCUACUCAAGCUACUCAUCAACUUAUUUGGAACCAAGGCAGCUCUACUUGUGACGAGGGCUGUUUUCACCAAAACUACAGUUGGUUUCUCGAAUGUGGUCGGCCCACAGGAAGAGAUCAAAUUAUUUGGCCAUCCUUUGUCUUACAUUUCUCCUACUGUUUCUGGCUUUCCUCUAGCGUUGGUUAUCCAUUACCAAAGCUAUGGUAAUAAGUUAAUAAUUGCGUUAGCUGCCGAUGAAAAAUUGAUUCCGAAUCCUCAUCAGCUCUGCGAUGAUUUGCAGAACUCUCUUCAAGACAUUAAACAAACUGUUAUAAAGAGAGGGCUUGUUGUCAUGGUCUAGAUUUCAGUUAUGCUGAAAUGAUUAAUUUGAAUAAUAUAUUGCAUCUAUAUAAGUCAAAGUUGUAAUAAUAAAGUCAACUAUUUCUUCAACG
This is a messenger RNA of Erythranthe guttata (spotted monkey flower), 1826 nucleotides long. The record is from RefSeq and is a predicted model, not a curated record. Lineage: Eukaryota; Viridiplantae; Streptophyta; Magnoliopsida; Lamiales; Phrymaceae.